GGGCUGGUGCUGCCGCUGGCGCUGCUGGCCGCGCUGCAGAGCCUGUGCCGCGCCUGGCUGCCGCUGCCCCUGGGGCUGGCCCUGGCCGCCGCCGCCGCCGGGCUGCUGCUGUGGCGGGCGGCGCCCCGCGGGCUGCUGCCGGUGGCGGGCAGAGCCGUCCUUGUCACAGGAUGUGACUCGGGCUUUGGGCAGGCGACAGCCCGGCAUUUGGACACCAUGGGCUUUCGGGUGUUCGCCAGCGUGCUGGACCUGCAGAGUCCUGGUGCCCAGGAGCUGCGCCAGAGCUGCUCGGCGAGGCUGACGCUGCUGCAGAUGGACCUGACCAAGCCGGACGACAUCCAGCAUGUCCUGCAGCACAUCCAGGCCCACACCAACAGCACAGGACUCUGGGGCCUGGUGAACAACGCUGGCUUCAACGACACCAUCGCCGACGCCGAGCUCUCGCCGCUGGGCAAGUUUCGCGCCUGCAUGGAGGUGAAUUUCUUUGGCUCCCUGGAGCUCACCAAGGGGCUGCUGCCCCUGCUCCGCUCCGCUGGCGGCCGCAUCGUCACCGUCAGCAGCCCUGCAGGAGACAUGCCCUUCCCCUGCCUGGCAGCUUAUGGGGCCUCGAAGGCAGCCCUCAGCCUGCUCAUGGACACGUUCCGCAGCGAGCUCCAGCCCUGGGGGGUCAAAGUCAGCCUCAUCCUGCCCGGCUACUACAAAACAGGGACGACGUGCGACCCAGCCUUCUGGAACCUGCAGAAGCAGCGGCUGUUGGCCAGCCUGCCCCAGGAGCUGCUGCAGGCCUACGGCGAGGACUACGUGGAGGAGAUCAACCACCAGUUCAUCCAGUUCAUGAAGGUGGCGGUGGAGGACCUGAGCGCGGUGGUGAACAGCAUCACGGACGGGCUCCUGGCUGCCAACCCAGCCGUGCGCUACUACCCAGGGCAGGGCCUUGGGCUCAUGUAUUUCAUACACCGCUACCUGCCCUAUUUUGUCCGAGACUUGUUCCUGAAAGGAUUCUUCAUCAACCCCAAGCUGCCGCGAGCGCUGCGGCGGGAGCACCACAACGAUGUGAAGAAGGCCUGACCUCGGCCCGCGCGUGGCCUCUCCCGGGAUUUCCAGGCGCGCCGGCCCCCGAGGCAGCGCCCUCCUGCACCGCGGGGGGAACAAUCAGCACUAGACGUUAAAAACCAAAUUUCUUUCCGAAAUCAGGUAGAUCUAUUUUCUAUUGUGCGAGAAUCAACAUUUUCUAGAGACCUUGGUUUUUUGUAUUUUUUCUAACCGUGCAUCCUCCAAGGGGCCCAUCCCUGCCUGACUGAGCAGCUCCGCAGGCUGGGAUGUACCUCGGGCAUUUCCUCAGCUACCCACCAUCUUCCAUACUGCUCUCAGAGCUGUUCGUCUCCGUCACCCCUUGGCUGGGUCAGGGCUGGGACCCUGUGGCUGCUGCCUCCCUGCCACUCAUUACACACUCCAUGUGCUCCCGGCGAGCGCAGGGGCCGAGGCCGGGCUGCCAGUGCUGCAGAGCUCUCCACGAGGUGAACCACGUGAUUGUCACUUUUUCAAUAAAGCCAUUCUUGAUAUUCCAGCA
This is a messenger RNA of Corapipo altera (White-ruffed manakin), 1570 nucleotides long. RefSeq names its product hydroxysteroid 11-beta dehydrogenase 2 (gene HSD11B2). Lineage: Eukaryota; Metazoa; Chordata; Aves; Passeriformes; Pipridae. Gene Ontology annotation, molecular function: oxidoreductase activity. The record is from RefSeq and is a predicted model, not a curated record. The annotation marks the transcript as partial. The transcript is spliced from 5 exons.